UUUGCUUUUUUACGUGGUUAUAAAAAAUAUUUACUUUUUAUGUCUUUUAAAACGUGUUCUGGUAUUACACUACAAUAAUCUUAAAAAUGGAAGUCGAUAAGAAGCCAAUUCAUAUAAAAUUUGAUUCUGAUCAGAAUACAAAUAUAGAUAAAUCAAGACUUGGAGAUUGUGAAGUGUGUGGAUUUCACGAUGCCAAAUACACAUGUCCUAGAUGCGAAGUUAAAACUUGUUCUUUAAGAUGUAAUAAAAUCCACAAACUUGAGGUCGAAUGCAAUGGAGAAAGGGAUAGGGCCAAGUUUAUCCCAUUGAAGAAGUUUACCAACAUGGAUUUAUCCAGCGACUUAAGACUUUUGGAGGAAAUAUCUAAAAAUUUAGAGACAUCCAAAAAAAAAAUUGGCAGAAAUAUAAAGUUUCCAAAAUUAAUACCACCUCGUUUGAUUAAACUAAAAGAUGCAUCCACCGCUCGUAGAGUAAACCUAAAAUUUUUACCCAAUGAAUUUGCCAGACAUAAAAGAAAUAGCACCAAAUUUAACAUAAACCAAAAUACCAUAUCAUGGCAUAUAGACUGGAUAUUUGGAAAUGCAAAUAACUUAAAAAUCACUGAUAGAAUGGUGCCUGAAGACCAAAAAUUAAGCUCAAUAAUAAAUAAAUUUUUAUUAAAGCAAGAUAAUGAAAAUCUCCAAAAUAGUUUGAAGUUUUAUCAAUCUGCUGGUUUGCCAGGCAUUAAUUUGUAUCUUAAAGCUGAACAAAAAGCAGGUGGUAAAAAGUUUUAUGAGCUGGAUGUCACAAUGACUCUAAAGGAGUGCCUACAUAAAAAAAUAAUUAUUGAGUAUCCUACAAUUUAUGUGGUUUUAAAAGGACAUGAAGGGCUCUAUGAAGUAUUGGAUUCAGAUGAAGAAGCUGAAGAACAAAUGGAGACAGAGGAAAUAAAAAGUGGCCAAGAGAUUGUUAAUACAAUUAUUAAUAACGCAGAGGAUGAAGAUAGUUUCUACAGAUCUCUUAAAAAUUUAUUAUUUGUUUCUGAAUAUUCAGAUGAUGAAUUGUCUGAAGAUGAGUAAAUGGUUGCCGGCAUGCCUUUUUAUUUUUAA
Molecule: messenger RNA, 1088 nt
Organism: Brassicogethes aeneus
Lineage: Eukaryota; Metazoa; Arthropoda; Insecta; Coleoptera; Nitidulidae
Source: the annotation of a GenBank genome assembly